AUGGUUUUUGCGGAAAUGAGGGAGAAAACGAUGGCCUCUUCGGAGACAACACCCCUGUUGACCGUUCAGGUUGCACCGCAGCGGUAUCGCUACCCCCACCAUACAAUUCGUCGGACUUGUACAUUUUUGCUCACCUCACUGUUGGUGAUCGCUGGGACCCUGUUCUUGAUUCCGUCUGCGAUCCUACCUCGAGAACAUGGCUCAAUCUGGUCCUACCUUCCGUGGGCUCACCCUCUUCCAUACGAUUCAUGGCCGCGCGGUAAUGGACUUCCCUACGAUCAACUGGAGCAAAUACUUCUCAAUACUCCCUCGGCGGCUAAGGCGCGGGAGUGGAGCUCCUACUAUACCGCCGGGCCCCACUUGGCAGGUAAGAAUCUCAGCCAAGCUCUAUGGACCAUGGAAAAAUGGAAGGAGUUUGGUGUGCAAGAUACUAGUCUCGAAACAUACGAAAUUUAUUUGAAUUACCCAGUGGAUCACCGGUUGGCUCUGCUGAAGAAGACGGACAAUCAAACCGAGGUCACCUUCGAGGCCACCUUAGAGGAGGAUGAGUUGGAGGAAGAUCCCACCUCCAGUCUACCUGAUCGAGUCCCCGUCUUCCAUGGGUACUCGGCCAGUGGCAAUGUCACUGCCCAGUUUGUUUAUGCCAACUUUGGCACAUACAAGGACUUCGAAGACCUGGUCAAUGCCAAUGUCACCCUGGCAGGCAACAUUGCGCUUGUCAAGUAUGGCGGCGUAUUCCGUGGCCUCAAGGUAAAACGUGCACAGGAGCUCGGAAUGGUCGGCGUUGUCAUCUACAGCGAUCCCCAAGAAGAUGGGGAAAUCACUGAAUUGAAUGGCUACGAGGCCUAUCCCAACGGACCCGCCCGGAAUCCCAGUGCCAUUCAAAGAGGCAGUACACAGUUUUUGAGUAUCCUUCCAGGAGACCCAACCACCCCAGGGUAUGCGUCCAAGCCAGGCGUGGAGCGACAAGACCCACACAAUUCUAUCCCUUCCAUUCCCUCACUUCCCAUCUCUUACAAGGAAGCCUUGCCCUUUUUGAAAGCCUUGAAUGGUCAUGGUCCCAAGGCUGCAGAUUUCAACAAGUAUUGGCAAGGUGGUGGUUUGGGACACAAAGGUGUUGAAUAUAACAUUGGACCUUCCCCCGAGGAUGUUGUGAUCAAUUUGAACAACGAGCAGGAAUACGUGACGACUCCACUGUGGAACGUCAUUGGUGUGGUCAAAGGAAGCAUUCCCGACGAAGUCAUUGUGUUGGGUAACCACCGAGAUGCAUGGAUUGCUGGAGGCUCCGGUGACCCCAAUAGCGGAUCUGCAGCCCUCAACGAAGUUAUUCGUAGCUUCGGUGAAGCUCUCAAGGCCGGGUGGAAACCACUACGAACAAUUGUGUUUGCAAGCUGGGAUGGGGAGGAGUAUGGCCUCCUCGGCUCCACCGAGUGGGUAGAAGACCACCUCCCCUGGCUCUCAAAAGCCAAUGUUGCCUACCUUAAUGUGGACGUUGCUGCUGCUGGGACGGAGUUUGCUCCUCGAGCCGCGCCUCUGCUGAACAAACUUAUUCAUGAAGUUACUGGUCUCGUACAAUCCCCAAAUCAAACCGUGGCUGGCCAGACUGUUCGUGAUGUUUGGGACGGGAAGAUUGCCACAAUGGGCAGUGGCAGUGAUUUUACCGCAUUCCAGGACUUUGCAGGCGUCGCUAGCCUGGACUUUGGGUUUGGCCGGGGGCAAAAUGACCCUGUUUACCACUACCACUCCAAUUAUGACAGCUUUGCAUGGAUGGAGAAGUUUGGUGAUUCGGACUGGAGUCAUCACACCGCUUGCACCAAGCUGUGGGCACUGGCAGCGGCACGACUGGUUGACUCCCCCGUAAUAGCCUUCAGUGCCAAUGAUUAUGCCAAGGGCCUGCACUCGUAUCUCCGCCACAUUAAGCCCGCCGCAGAGCAGUUGUCUCCUGGAUCGCACUUCGAGUUUGCUCCUUUGGAUGUCGCCAUUGCGGAGUUCCAAUCAGCCGCGGAGAGAUUCGAUGAUUAUGCUGCUGAACUGGCUGAUCAACUUGACGAGCACGUUCCUUGGUACCACUGGUGGAAGAAGGUUAAACUCUACUUCCAGAUUCGCAUCGUCAAUGAUAAAUACAAAGGUUUGGAACGCGCUUUCCUUUAUGAACCCGGGCUCGACGGACGCAAUUGGUUCAAGCAUGUUGUUUUCGCCCCGGGGAUCUGGACGGGUUACUCUGGCGCCACGUACCCUGGUAUCGUGGAAAGUCUGGAGGCCCAAGACGUAAAGAAUGCCGAGAAAUGGAGCCGCAUCAUUCAAGAGCGGAUCCAUGCGGCAACCACCCUCUUAAUCUGA
This is a messenger RNA of Penicillium verhagenii, 2340 nucleotides long. RefSeq names its product M28 family metallopeptidase. The transcript is spliced from 3 exons. The record is from RefSeq and is a predicted model, not a curated record. Gene Ontology annotation, molecular function: carboxypeptidase activity. Lineage: Eukaryota; Fungi; Ascomycota; Eurotiomycetes; Eurotiales; Aspergillaceae. The coding region runs from base 1 to 2340 and encodes 779 amino acids.